Molecule: messenger RNA, 1323 nt
Organism: Protobothrops mucrosquamatus (brown spotted pit viper)
Lineage: Eukaryota; Metazoa; Chordata; Lepidosauria; Squamata; Viperidae
Gene: GAL3ST1
Product: galactose-3-O-sulfotransferase 1
Exons: 3
Coding region: 1-1323 (440 amino acids)
Biological process (GO): myelination; galactosylceramide biosynthetic process
Cellular component (GO): membrane
Molecular function (GO): galactosylceramide sulfotransferase activity
Source: RefSeq, a predicted model, not a curated record
AUGCAGGAUCAACUGUACGAUGAACGGUUGAGGGAGCCAACGAUCAUAAUGUUGCCUCAAAGGACGAACUGGAAGUCCAUGUGUAAAGGCCUCGUUCUGGGAACCUUGCUGACUAGCUUCAUGCUGGUUCUGUAUUCGUAUGCUGUUCCACCCUUACAAGUCAGCAUGACAGAGAUUCCCAUCCCUUAUUCCUGCUCUUCCUACCGCACUCAGGCCCGGCUAUCAGCUUCAGGGAAUAGUAGCCAGGGCUCAGCCGGAGAAAAAUGUCUCCCCAAACUAAAUGUCAUGUUCAUGAAGACCCACAAGACAGCCAGCAGCACCAUCCUCAAUAUUCUCUUCCGCUUUGGGGAGAAGCACCACCUCAAGUUCGCCUUCCCCAACGGACGUAGCGAUUUCUACUACCCGUCCUUCUUUGACCGCAGCCAGGUGAAGGACUACCAGCCCGGCGUCUGCUUCAACAUCAUUUGUAACCACAUGCGCUUUCAGUACGAGGAAGUGCGCAAGUUGCUGCCGGCCGACGCCGUCUUUGUGACAGUGCUGCGGGAUCCCGCCUACCUCUUUGAGUCUUCUUUCCGUUACUUUUGGGGCGUCAUCCCUUUGACCUGGAAGGUAUUGGGAGAUGAUAAGCUGGCUGAAUUCCUGAGGGAUCCUUGGCAUUACUAUGAUCCGAAUGGGUUCAAUGCGCACUACCUCCAGAAUCUCCUAUUCUUUGACUUAGGCUAUGACAGCAACAUGGACCCCAACAGCCCGCUAGUCGAACAGUACAUUCGUGAGAUUGAUGCGCGUUUCAAUCUGGUGAUGCUUUUGGAGUUCUUUGACGAAUCCUUGGUGCUUCUGAAGGACUUGCUGUGCUGGGAGCUGGAAGACAUUCUCUACUUCAAGCUCAACGCUCGCAAAGGGUCCCCCGUCUCAAGGCUGACCAAGGAACUCUACCAAAAGGCCACCGUCUGGAACCUCCUGGACGCCAAGCUCUACCAGUACUUCAACACCACGUUCUGGCACAAAGUGGAGGCCUACGGGACGGCCAGGAUGGCUAAGGACGUGGCCAGGCUCAACGAGGAGAACGAGAAGAUGAAGAGUGUCUGCAUAGAUGGAGGCCACCCCGUGGAUGCCAACUCUAUUGAGGAAUACGCCAUGCAGCCCUGGCAGCCAGUGGGUGAGAAAUCCAUCCUGGGCUACAACUUGAAAAAGAGGAUCAACAAGAAGCAUCGGAAGCUUUGCCGCAAGAUGCUGACCCCCGAGAUCCAAUACCUGUCAGACCUCGGGGUCAACCUGUGGAUCACCAAGCUGUGGGGCUGGGUGCGGAUGUUUUUGAAGUGGUAA